AUGCCAGCGCAGAAGAGCAGCCCUGAGGUCCAGGAAGUCGAGGACUUCUUUGCUCCAGCACCAACAGGAAAACAGGCGAGUUUGCAGGAUGCUUUCACUUAUGAGGAAUCCAAUAAGAAUAAGAGUCUGUCCCUGGACGGCGUAUUUGUGUUCUCAAGAGUGAGACAGAUAAAGAUCAACAUUCACAUACAUCUGUAUGGCUCUCAUCGAUUGUAGUAGAGUAGAUGAGUGAGACCUGCUCUAAUUCGAUAAGUUCCGCGACUCGAAAAUAAAGGAAGCUCAGGAACGAAAGAAAAAGGGACUCGAUACUAAGAAGCAGAGAACACAGGCACAGAAGGAUGCCUUACGACAGAAGUGGAUCGACGCCCUGAAGAAAUAUAUCGGCGUGCCGUACUAUGUAUUCUGUUGAUUUUGACCAUCUUACUUCUACAGGAAUCAAUGAAAAUAAAUAGGAUUAGGAACAAUAAGUGUCUUUUUGAGCCUGGGGGGCACAUGGAUUAGGAUUGACAUUGGAAUUCCAUUGAGAAGGUUGCAUUGAGCAGGGAGGUGUCGAAGCCAAUCAAAAUGAAAUACAAACAGGUAUGCCAAGCGAUAUGUUGAAGAAGGAUCAGACGAGUGGAACAAGGGGGUUUUUUUGGAUUGCUGUGCACUCUUGCGACAGGCAUCUGCUGACUUAGAAUCGGAGUGGGGAUGGAAAUUGGGCAGAUGGAAUCAGACCUAUCAAUAUGCCCUUUGUACAACUUCUAUUUUUUUAGUGUGUAGUUUUAGUUCCACUUCCAGUGACUCCUCCUCCUUCAUCAAGAAGAACAAUAAAAAAAAACAAAAACUACGAUGAGCAUGAGGGAGUGUUGUAAUCGAUUUAGUUUUUCUUGAAACUUACUAAUUAUGUAACACUAAGUAAUACUACAGGCAGCAAGCAAGUCGAGGAGAAGGACAUGAAGCCGGGAGACCUGAUUUUCUAUGAGGCGACCUAUCACGAUCACUGGCGCAAGGCGCAGCAUUGGAAUAUCACGCACAUUGAGGUCUACCUGGGACCAGGCAAGCAAACGAUUGGUAGCCGAUGGAAACAGCAUGUCGCAUUUCACGACACCUACGAACUCGGAACAGACGACUUUCCGUCGAAGCUCUGGAAAGUCCACAAAUUCCACUUCAUGUCCCUCGAACCUUGGUACUUCUAUCAACCUUGUUGUGCUUUUUCUCAGUAUAAGUAGUACAGUAGUGAAACGACAUGAUACUCCUCGAGUGAACGACAUACUGCUCGAUUGGGUGUGAGCGGUAGUACAUUCACUCACUCACUCACUCACUCACUCACUCACUCACUCACUCACUCACUCACUCACUCACUCACUCACUCACUCUCCCACUCAUCUGUCUUGUGCCAGUGAGUGCGAAUGUGUCUAAGAAAGUAAUCAAUCUUUUUAUCUUCAAAGAUAUACAGGUUGGAGUCCUUCACUCUGCCGGAGUUUACGAUUGCAGAGGCAUAUGAAAAAUUCCCGGUAAUGCCGCCUCCAAGCAAUCACAAGAGCAUAUUUUUUGUCCCGGAAACCGAGGUCGAGGGCGGCGAAGAGGACGAAACCUCCAAGAAGUAG
Amoebophrya sp. A25 is the source of this 1589-nucleotide messenger RNA. Lineage: Eukaryota; Dinophyceae; Syndiniales; Amoebophryaceae. The record is from the annotation of a GenBank genome assembly.